This is a messenger RNA of Pichia kudriavzevii, 1176 nucleotides long. RefSeq lists its product as uncharacterized. Bases 1 to 1176 code for a protein of 391 amino acids. Gene Ontology annotation, molecular function: Hsp70 protein binding; ATP binding. Gene Ontology annotation, biological process: response to heat; protein refolding. The transcript has a single exon. NCBI's taxonomy places the organism in Eukaryota, Fungi, Ascomycota, Pichiomycetes, Pichiales, Pichiaceae. Gene Ontology annotation, cellular component: cytoplasm. The record is from RefSeq and is a predicted model, not a curated record.
AUGAACAUAAACUUUUUAAAUCACCUCUCUCAAAUAAGAUUAGUAAUCCCAAGUACAAUGGUCCAUAACCCAAUAAGUAUACUUGUGCUUCUACUCUCGUUGCUGACAAUUGUGUUAGCGGGGGAGGAUUAUUAUAAAAUCCUUGGAGUUGAUAGAAAUGCGGACGAAAAAGAGAUUAGAAAUGCAUAUCGUCAGUUAAGUAAGAAAUAUCAUCCUGACAAAAAUCCAGGGGACGAAAAUGCACAGCAUAAAUUUAUGGAGAUUUCUAAUGCCUAUGAUACUCUAAUGGAUGAAGAGAAAAGGAGAAUAUAUGAUCAGUAUGGUGAGGAAGGUCUGCAAGGUGGUGCUGGGAACCAUAGAGGAGGCGGAGGUGGCGGAGGUGGCGGUUUUGGUGGGGAUCCUUUUGCACAGUUCUUUGGAGGAGGGUUCAGGCGUGGACCUCAAAGAGCACCAGAUGUCACUUCAGAGAUAACAUUCACGUUAAGGGAUUUUUAUAAUGGUAAGAAUGUCGACAUCCAAAUCAACAUGGUUGGUAAAUGUGAAAAGUGUAAUGGCUCAGGAUCGUCAGAUAAGAGUAGAACCCAAUGUACACAAUGUGGAGGGCAUGGUAGAUUGGUACAGAGAAUGAAUUUAGGUAAUGGGAUGAUUCAGCAAUUUGAAGUUCCAUGUCCAAAAUGUAAUGGUGAAGGUCACAUCAUCAAAAACAAGUGUAGAACCUGUCAUGGUCAAGGAGUGCAUAACCAGGUAAAAACUUUCAACGUGCAUCUCAAUCCAGGCACUCCAAGAAAUUACGUUGAGGUUUUCUCAGGUCAAGGACAAGCACAGCCACGAAUGGAACCUGGUGAUUUACGUUUACAGUUGAAGGAAGACAAGACAGAUAAUGAUGGCUAUCGUAGGGUUGGCAGUAAUUUAUAUAGAACAGAGGCAUUGACGUUGAAGGAAGCGUUAUUGGGAGGAUGGGAAAUUAAAAUACCAUUUUUUGAUCAAUACGAUCCUUUUUUGACACUAUCAAGAAAGAAAGGGGUAAUGGUCCAAAAUGGUGAAGUGGAAGUUAUUAAAGGUAAAGGUAUGCCCAUAUUCCAUGGUAAUGAUGAGUACGGUGACUUAUUCAUUGAAUAUGUGGUUGUUUUUCCUACAAAUUCAAAAAAGUUGAAGCAACUACAUGACGAGCUAUAA